ACCAGGUAUUGCCUUCACUACCUAUAGAGUACCAAACCAAUAUGACAACGGAAGUCGAUGAAGAUAAAGAUGACAACUUCAAAGAAGACAAAAGUUCUACAAUUGACCCCAAGGUUGUAGGGUUUGAAAAACAGAUUGCAGAGCUUAGAGCAAAGUUGGAACUUAAAGAGUUGAAGAGAAUGGAACUGAAAGCACAAGUGGAGGCCCUCCAAAGUGAAAUGAAGGCAUUAAGUUAUGGGAGCAGGAAACUGGAAGAGACGAUCCAUAAACUUGAGCUUGCGCAUCUAUCUUAUAUUGUACCAAAACUAGCAAAGUCCAAAUUUUACUAGAAAAUGCAUUUGGAAAUUUUAAACAAGCAAAUUCAAAGCUCAGAUUUUCCUUUUUGUUCACAAACUGGCUUUAGUUUGGGGUUUUUAUUUUUAUUUUUAUUUUUAUUUUUAUUUUUUAAAGAGGAUUAAUUAAUUUCAUUCACACUG
Rubroshorea leprosula is the source of this 476-nucleotide messenger RNA. The record is from the annotation of a GenBank genome assembly. Lineage: Eukaryota; Viridiplantae; Streptophyta; Magnoliopsida; Malvales; Dipterocarpaceae.